Messenger RNA from Hevea brasiliensis (rubber tree), 825 nucleotides. RefSeq lists its product as uncharacterized. The coding region runs from base 1 to 825 and encodes 274 amino acids. The record is from RefSeq and is a predicted model, not a curated record. The transcript has a single exon. Gene Ontology annotation, biological process: root development; shoot system development. Lineage: Eukaryota; Viridiplantae; Streptophyta; Magnoliopsida; Malpighiales; Euphorbiaceae.
AUGGCAGCUUUUCAUCUCCGUUCAAUCAGUUUGCCCUCUAGAUCUCAUCCUCUAACUGUAAGCAUCGAACUGUACAAGUUGAAGGCAUCACAGUCCUCAUCAAUAGGCCACAAAUUAGCUGUUCUGAAAGAGUUGUAUGAUUGCGUUGAUGAUUUUCUUCAACUGCCAUUCACCCAACAAACUUUCUGCCAUGAGAGGCUAAACCAAUCUGUAGAGGAGGCACUGAAUGGAUCUUUAAGAUCGUUGGAAGUGUGCAGCACCACAAGAGAUUUUUUGUCACAGAUGAGGGAAUGUGUACAGGGUCUUGAAUCAUCUAUCCGAAGAAAAAGAGCUGGAGAAUCUGACUGGAAUGAAGUUGAUGUAUACAUGGCAUCUAGAAAAAGAUUGACUAAAGCGAUAUGCAAGCAUCUAAGAAAUUUGAAGAGACGGGAGAAGAACUGCAGAACGGCAACCUUGGAUGAGAACUUCGAUUUGGUGAACAUGAUUAACAUGCUAAAAGGUGCUGAGGAAACUAGUCUUGCUGUGUUUGAGUCCAUCUUAUCUUUCAUUUCCCAUACAAAGCGAAAAACAGAGCUCUUUGGCUGGUCUAUUGUCUCAAAAUUAUUGCAACCCAAGAAUGGGGAUGUUGAAGCCAAUGAAGCAGAGAAGAUCGAUGGUGCAUUGCUUGUCUUGAGGUCAAGCAAAGACAUCGAUCAGGUGCAAAUUGUUUUGAAAGGAUUGGAGGCACUGGAGUCUAGUCUUCAAGAAGCAGGGGAGGAAUUAGACUGUGUUUAUAGAAGACUGGUGAAAACCAGAGUUACCCUUCUCAAUAUUCUGAAUCAUUAG